Molecule: messenger RNA, 1581 nt
Organism: Purpureocillium lilacinum
Lineage: Eukaryota; Fungi; Ascomycota; Sordariomycetes; Hypocreales; Ophiocordycipitaceae
Source: RefSeq, a predicted model, not a curated record
AUGCGGUACCAGGACUGGGACAUUUUGCUGUUCCCGACAGACUGCAAGAUCCCCAUCAAAGAGUUCAAGGUGGCUUGCCAUGUCGUGCACGACGCAGAGUUCGCCCAAACCCAUGGAUCUUUGGGCCUUCCGACGGUCUGCUGCUUCAUCCCCAGCCUCCCCGCCGGAUCGAACUUCCAGGUCUCGAUCCAUUCCUGGUCCACGCCCGUUGUGAGCCAAUUCACGAGGGCCUACAGCGAGUUCAGCGAGGCCGUCAAAUUUGAGGCAAGACUGUACAUUGACGGGCGGCUGCUAGCAUCCACGACGCUGAACCGAGAUUAUUGCUCGCCGCACGUCAUUGCACACACUUGUAAUGUCGAAAAGACUGGAAAGCUAGAGCCACUGCGAUUCCCGCUAUUCCGACGAGAGCUGCUCCAGCAGAGCCAUUGGAGCCCAGCUGAUGACGUCGGUCGGAUCAAGCUCAUCCUCAGCGAGGGGUUCCCGCGAGACUCGCUGUCGCUCCCCAUGGAGCGGGUCAAGAACGUUGUCAUGUUUUCCUUCCAGCACGCUCCUCUAGACGUGCUGGAAGCAGCUUGCAUCGCGUGGCCCAACGCCUCUCUGUGGCAGCGAGUGCCUUUUACGUCGUCGAUGCCAGUCCCGUCGUAUCCCUCAGGCGAUGCGGACUCACACGCGCAUUCCCCGCGGCGGCGGAUUGGCCUGCCUCGAGGUGGCGUACCGGCACCCUCGCGGCGAGCCACGGUGCCUCACCCUCUGGCACGGGUCGGGGCGCAGAACGCUACGAGUUUUCCAAGUCUGGUGGAGCGUACAGAUGGAGACUUGGUUGAUCCGUUGUCGAACAAGAACGCCUACUUCGAGUGGCUGGUGGCCAACGGCCAGGGUGUCCCGCCGUGGGACAGCGAGGGUGCAGCGCAGCGGCAGAACAACCGAAGGGUGAGCACCGACAUCAGCAUGCCCGAUUACACGCCUAGGAGUGUCGGGGAUCAGUCGGGACAGUCGGUCGUGCCAGCCGACUUUGCUGCCGCACGGGAGGAGGACGGCUCUGGUCAUCUUCGAGUACCCACGAAUACGCCAACGACGAGCGGCCUCGGAAGCUUUGAGAAUGGAGCGGUGCCCUUUCCCAUGCUUUCGAACAGCUCGGUGAUUCCUGCGGACCUGGCCAGUUCCCUUACCAACUCACUGCUCAACCAACCAAUGCCGGUGCACUUCCAGCUACAAGGCCAGGCUUCCUUGGAACCUGCAAUGGAGGUCAAGUCGCGCAAAGAGAAUCGAAACCAUGCCAGGGCCCACUCACCUUCGGAUAUGUCCAUGGCUUCGGCACAGGACCACGUUGACAUGCGGCGGGUCUCACAGCAACUGUUCAUCCCGGCGGGAGGUGGGCCAGACGUGAGCUGCUUGAAGGUGGCUCCUGGCGACGCGACUCUCGACAACGCACUCGCGACGACGCUGAAGGAGGGUCCGAAGCGCAUUCGCAACUUUACACCAGCAUCUGCGGUCGCAAUGGAAAAUGAGGAUGAGCGGCAGCGAUGCAGCUCGAGCGUGCGCCUGACCCCGUUCGGGGACAGCAAGGAGAAUGACGGUUGA